AUGAAGUUUCUCUCCUGCGUCUCUCUUCUCGCCGCCCUCCUCGCGUCCGUCGAGGGCAGGGGCAGGGCGGGAGGAGACACCACUCACGAGUUCAGGCCUGCGACGCACAAGUUCAAGCCCUGCUCCCGCCCUAAGAAGCUCCCGGGAAGCCGCAAGCCGCUGAUCCCCAAGAAGGAGGUCCACCUUGCCUACGACCCGGUCGAGGAAGGGGGCGAGGGCUCCAUUGACAUGACGCUCCUCAUGAAAGAACCUGCUGUUGUUCUGGAGGACGUUGAAGAUAUUAUCGGUACCAUUUGCGGCAAGGGCUUCAUCGACGUUUCUUUCUUGAGCAAGGAUGCCUUUGACGAAGCCUUGGCGGAUUGGAUCGACAAUGAGGCCCUCAUCUUCAUCACCAACCAUCUGGGCAACUGUGACACGGAGCUCGAGCGCGGAUUCUUCCUCGCCAGCGGAUUGGAGCCCAACGCCGAGACGUUGUCCAUUCGGGCCAACGCCGCGAAGAAAACUCUCGAGACCAUCGCCGCGGAUCUGGAGAUCAACUUUACCUCCAUCCCCGGAGCCACGGUGGACAAGCGAGCCGUCAUCGACCCCAGCCUUUCCAUCACCAUCUCCGAGGGCCUAGACCCCAACACUGUCCUUUACACCGACGGCACCUACUUCACCCUCACGGCCAACGAGGCCCAGUUCACCGCAACCGCCACCUUCUCCGGCUACCUCCACUACAACUUCCUUCUCUGGAGACUCGAGGCCUUGUAUUUCGACAUCGACGCCUCCUUCGACGCUUCCUCACCAUCUCGGCCGACCCUCUCCUACGACUUCGUCUCCGUUCCCGGCAUCGUCAAGCUAGGGCCGGGACUAGACUUCGGAAUCGGCUGUGAUCUCGACGUCUCCGCCGCCGUCGGCGUCACGACCUCGGCGGGCACCGGCACCUCGGGCUGGGAGCCCCAGUACCGCGCUUCCGCCAACAUCACCGAGCGUGCCGAGGUCGGCGUGGACGUCUACGUGGAUCUCACCGUCGAGCUGGCGUUUGAACUCCUCGGCGGCCUCGUGGACCUCUCCGCCGGCAUCACGGCGACUCCCGGGUUCGACAACAAGUUCACCGUCGCCGCGUCCCAGGGCGCGGGCGUCGAAAGCCGCGAGGCUGGAGAGGCCGUGACCAAGAGGGAUGUGGCCGUUGUUGGCCUCGAGACGCGCCAGGAGGUGGCGUGUGCCGAGACGAAUGCCGUGCAUCUUGUGACGGACUUUACUUCAAGGUGA
Parascedosporium putredinis is the source of this 1254-nucleotide messenger RNA. The record is from the annotation of a GenBank genome assembly. Lineage: Eukaryota; Fungi; Ascomycota; Sordariomycetes; Microascales; Microascaceae.